Molecule: messenger RNA, 796 nt
Organism: Sinocyclocheilus anshuiensis
Lineage: Eukaryota; Metazoa; Chordata; Actinopteri; Cypriniformes; Cyprinidae
Product: inhibitor of nuclear factor kappa-B kinase subunit alpha-like
Exons: 8
Biological process (GO): peptidyl-serine phosphorylation; positive regulation of transcription by RNA polymerase II; tumor necrosis factor-mediated signaling pathway
Cellular component (GO): IkappaB kinase complex; cytoplasm
Molecular function (GO): IkappaB kinase activity
Source: RefSeq, a predicted model, not a curated record
UCUAACAGCUAGAACACUUCCUGAGAGUGUGAACUUUAUUGUGCGGGAAACCAAAACUCAGCUCCCUCUGAGUGCCCUUAAAAAGGUUUGGGGUGAGGCGGUAAGCUACAUUUGUGGCCUCAGAGAAGACUAUAGCCGCCUCUUCCAGGGCCAGCGUGCAGCCAUGUUGAGCCUUCUCCGCUACAACACCAACCUUACGAGAUAUAAGAACAUGAUGUUCUCCUUUUCGCAGCAGCUCAAAGCAAAGCUUGACUUUUUUAAGAGCAGCAUACAGUACGACUUGGAGAAGUACAGUGAUCAGAUGCAGUACGGCAUAUCCUCUGAAAAAAUGCUGAAGGCUUGGCAGGACAAUGAGGAAAAGGCUGCUGCGUUUGUACAGGUGGCAGAGAUCGGCCACCUGGAUGAGGAAAUAAUGGCUUUGCACUCAGAAAUUGUUGAGCUUCAGAGAAGUCCUUAUGCUCGUCGACAAGGAGAUGUCAUGGAGCAACUGCAAGACAGAGCAAUUGAACUCUACAGACAAUUGAAGGUAAAAUGCAAAAUGCCAGACCCCCAGCACGGCUACAGUGACAGCUCUGAGAUGGUGAAGGUCAUUGUACAGACUGUCCAGAAUCAGGACCGGGUACUGAGGGAUCUAUAUGCACACCUCAGUAAAAUCCUUCUGAGUAAGCAGAAGAUCAUCGACCUCUUCCCUAAAAUUGAGAGGACACUGGAGAGCAUUAAGGAGGCAGACAGCACUGUCAUGCAGAUGCAGAUCAAGAGACAGAGAGAGUUCUGGCAUUUACUGAAGAUUGCCUGU